This is a messenger RNA of Strongyloides ratti, 2820 nucleotides long. RefSeq names its product Actin-binding protein anillin. Gene Ontology annotation, biological process: septin ring organization; actomyosin contractile ring assembly; mitotic cytokinesis. Gene Ontology annotation, cellular component: actomyosin contractile ring. The record is from RefSeq and is a predicted model, not a curated record. The transcript is spliced from 4 exons. Lineage: Eukaryota; Metazoa; Nematoda; Chromadorea; Rhabditida; Strongyloididae. Bases 1 to 2820 code for a protein of 939 amino acids.
AUGGAAAAUUCACCAGUUCCAUUGGCACAGAAGUUACUUGAAAAAGCUCGGCAAAGACAAAAAGAAAUAGAUGAAUGUGACUCACCAGUUGCAAUGCAUUCUUCAAAGUCAUACCCAGCCCCAGUCAAAGUAAAAGGAACUAGAGCACCAUCACCACCAAAAGAUGAGGGGAGAAAUGUAUUGACAUCUCUUAACUCUCCUAAGAAAAAUCGUUUUGCAGAAAUUGCUGAGGCAUACAACAACUUUGAAUAUAAACCUUCAAAUGCACUUAAAACUAAAGAAGAUUAUUUGGUUAGAUCGCCACGAAAAAAUUUUGAGUCAUCCACAUUUGUUUCUCCAAAAAAUGUGCAGAUUGUGAAAAAUCAAAAAGUCUUGAGAUUUUCUGAUAAGGAAGAAAAUAUACCCGAUGGUCCAUUACAUGAGUCAACUGCUAUUGAAGAUGAUGAAAAAAAGACAAAUGAUUUAAUUAACAGUAUCGAGCAGUCUUGUAAUGAUAAUCCUCCACCUGUACCAACUUCAAGUCCACCUCAUGAAAUAAAUGAAGAAAUUAAAAAUAUAUCGCCAAUAUCAGAUAACAGGAAAAAUUCAACAGGAUCAAGAUGUCAUGAGACGACUGUUAUUACAAAGAGAGUUAUUACAACAACAUCAACGACAGAGAUAAAGUACAUGGAUGAUGAUAGUGAAGAUAAGAAAAUUACUUCUGAGCAAUGUACUACUGUAAAUUCAGCUCCUUCCAUAACGAGGACAAAGGCAUUAGAUAUUGCAAGGAGAUUUGAUUCUGCUAUUGCUAAAACACCAACAACAUGUAAACAAGCAGCUGUUAAAUAUAUUGAUGGUAACGUUGCCGUCAAAUCCUUAAGGCCUGGAGCAUUGUCACCAACAUUAUUGUAUGGAAAUAGAGGCAAAGUUGACAUGAAAAAUUCGGAAGUUGUCGUACCAGAAACUAAAUCUGUUAAAAAUUUAAAAUCUAAGUGGGAAGCAAAUAUUUCCCUAGAGAACAAGACUGAAUCAGUCGCCAAAGACACUCCAAAAAGCAAUAUUAAACGUAUUUUCGAGGCUCCAUUUGAUCAGCCCGUUGGUGAAGGAGAAAGUCCAUGGAAGGAUAAGGUUGAUAUAGAAGGACCACCAUUAAAAUCCACAAAAACAAAUACAAGUUUGACGGCUAAUGAACUUAUUUCUGAUGAUUUCACAAAACAAGGAGAUUCUGACAAUGACGUAUAUAAAACACCAAAUCGUGAUUUCAAAUUUGAUUAUGGUGAAGGGUCAGCAGAUCGUUUAAUUAAUGAUGCAUUUGACUUUGUACAGUUUGAAAACUCAGCCAUACCAUCACCUUUCUCUGACUAUAGAACGCCACAUGGUAAUGAAGAACAUCGCAGUUUAAUGGAUGAUAUAAAUACAGAACUAAAUAGAUUUUGUACUCCACGUACUCAUCUAAGAAAUGAAAAAAUAGACAAAAAUGGUGCCUGUGAUCCAGCUGAUUCUCCUCAGCGUCAAUUGGUUCACAGUAUUUCUUUUUAUAGAAAAAAAGCAAAGGAAAUUGAAGAAGUUGUAAAGAACAAUAUAGACUCGUCAAAUUUGGAAACAAUGUCUUCAUCAGGUUGUAAUGGAAGUAAUAUAAGUUGUGGUAGUAAUGCAAAUGAAGGUGUUUGUGAAGAGUACAUUGAUAUUGAAGCAACCAAAAAAGAAUUAAAAGAAGGUAUUCGCGUUCAACAAUAUCAAAUUGCUCAGGCAUCAAGAGCUAUUUCAUAUUGUAGACAAAACAAUACUUUUAAAGGAAGUCGUGAAGAAGUCGAUGCUCAACGUGCACUUCUGAUAGCUAAUGAAAAGAGGAAAGCUUUAUCAUUAGAAUAUGAAAAAAUAAACAAAAAUGGAAUUCCAAGCACUUUUUCUAAAGAACCCAGAGGUACAUUAUCUAUAAUGAAUAUUGCUAUCAGACUUUCUCGUGAAUUCAUUAAUAUGUAUAUCAAUCAAAAAGCUGACUCAUAUUUAUAUUAUUUUAUUGCUUUGAUUAAAUUUGCCGAUAAAGUUUUACAUACACAACUAGUUUCUAGUGAUACUGGUGUUCAAAGUGGAUAUAUAGAAUUUCCAGCUUAUAUUAAUCUCAAGAAUCUUCCUAGUAACUUUGUAGUUACUUUAGAUAUUUUUAGUUUACGUACAAUGAGAGAGUCAAAACACACAAAGGAUAUUAAGAAUAAAAGUAAAACAUUGACACCAUUUAAAAAACUCACACAUUCAACUCCAUCAUCCAAUAAUCUUCCAAAUUUUACAUCACCUGGUGGUGUCGCUGGUGUUGUAGAUCCAAGUUUUCAAAAAGCUGGUACUUUGAAUUUCAGUCUUUCUCAAGUUAGUAGAAAGAACUUUAUGCUAAAUGAUGUUGUACAACCAUUGGAAGGAACGGUCAGUCUUAACAUGAAGUGUUUUGCAGAAAAGGGAUCUGGUAUUGAAUACAAAGGAUUUUUAAAUCUUUACCAAUGCAUUGGAGAUUUGUCGUCAUGGAACAGAUAUUGGUGUGUUCUUAAAGGUACCAAUCUUACAUUUUGGAAGUAUCCAGAGGAAGAAGAUAAAAAGUCACCAGCAAUAAUUAUUGACCUUGAGUCUGUUAAAGGUGAAGUUAAACAUACAAACGAUGAAAGUGCAUGCUUUCCAAAUACGAUGGAAAUGUUUGUGGAUGUAUUAGAUCAAAGUAAACUUUCAACACUUCGAAUCAUGUUUGCUGCAGAUACUUCUCCACAGAUGACAUCAUGGCUGACAAAUAUAAAUGAGUGCCUUAAGUUUAUCUCUCUUUGGAAUUGUAAAAAAUCACCAGUACUUGAUCGUUAA